CUUAAAAAGGCGGAAGUGAAACGGAAGCCAUUAUUCUCGGGAGGCGUUAGCCGCUGGACACAUAGGCUUGUAAAGAGCUCCUCUGCGAUUUUCUCCAGUCCGUGGUGACCUUCCGCCUCCCUGCGGCCGACUGGACCAUCCGUUUGCAUUUCUCGGCCCUUCGGCGGCAGCUUCCGUGACCUCUGCUCCCCCCGAUUUUACCCUCAGUAGGACCUUGCUGAGAUCCAUUUUUCCUGGUUGUGAUUACUAUGAAAGGAACAUAAGAUUAUUUGCUGAAAGAUGAUAAUGAUGCCUGCUCAGAGUCCCAUAAGAACAAGAGAAUAGCUUUCUGAUACUAGUGCCCUGUUGUUCAGGCAAAUUUAUUAUCAUUCUCACAGGAUGGCAGCUCUUGAUCUCUCUCCCACAUGUGCUGUAUCCAUUCAGGAACCUGCCCAUAUCCAGGAGUCAGAAAUUCCUCUUCCUUCAAAAGACCAUUCCUGUCACCAGAAUGUGGAUCUGUUUGCCUGUAAUGGCCUGGAGUCUCAUAUGUCAACUAAUGUUGUUUCCCAGGACUCAGUGACUUUCCAGGAUGUCGCAGUGGACUUUACUGAGAAGGAGUGGCCCUUGUUGGAUUCUUCUCAGAGAAAACUAUACAAAGAUGUGAUGCUGGAGAACUAUAGCAACCUUGCCUCAGUGGGGUGUCAGGUGGGGAAACCCAGCCUCAUCUUCCACUUGGAGCAAGAAGAGGAGCUGAGAACAGAGGAGAGGGGACUUCCCCAAGGUACAUGUCCCGGUUGGGAGAUUCCUUCUAAAACCAAGUGGUCUAUUCUUAUGGAAAAUAUUUUUGGGACUGAAACACCUAGUGGUGUGACAAUGGAAAGAACUCAUCUUGGAGAGAGAUCCACUGAAUAUGCUCACCUGUUUGAAGUUUUCAGUAUGGGUGCUCAUCUUACUCAGCAAAUGGGAAGACACACUGGUAAGAGGCCCUACCACCGACGAGACUGUGGGGUAGUUUUCAAUAACAGGCCACAUCUAACACAACGUGGGAGCAUUUACCAUGGGAAAAAAAUGCAUGAAUGUCAUCAGUGUCAAAAAGUCUUCACCACAAGUGCUUCUCUUACACGGCACAGGAGAAUACAUACUGGGGAGAAACCCUAUGAAUGCAAUGACUGUGGGAAGGCAUUCAAUGAUCCCUCAGCCCUUAGGAGUCAUGCAAGAACUCACCUCACAGAGAAGCCCUUUGAUUGCAGUCAGUGUGGAAAUGCAUUCCGAACUCUCUCCUCCCUAAAGAUACACAUGAGAGUUCACACUGGGGAGAGACCUUACAAGUGUGAUGAAUGUGGGAAGUCAUAUGGCAGGAGCUGCCACCUCAUUGCACACAAAAGAACACACACUGGAGAGAGACCCUAUGAAUGUCAAGACUGUGGGAAAGCUUUCCAGCAUCCAUCCCAUCUCAAAGAACAUGUCAGGAAUCACACCGGAGAGAAACCCUAUGAAUGCACACAGUGUGGAAAAGCCUUUCGAUGGAAAUCUAACUUUAAUUUGCACAAGAAGAACCACAUGGUAGAGAAAACAUAUGAAUGUAAAGAGUGCGGGAAAUCCUUUGGUGAUCUCUUAUCACGGAGAAAACACAUGCGAAUUCAUAUUGUAAAGAAACCUGUUGAAUGUAGACAGUGUGGGAAGACAUUCAGAAACCAGUCCAUCCUUAAGACACACAUGAAUUCUCACACUGGAGAGAAACCAUACGGGUGUGAUCUAUGUGGGAAAGCCUUCAGCGCCAGCUCAAACCUAACAGCACACAGGAAAAUACACACCCAAGAGAGACGCUAUGAAUGUGCUGCCUGUGGGAAAGUCUUUGGUGAUUAUUUAUCCCGGAGAAGGCACAUGAGCAUUCAUCUUGUAAAGAAACAUGUUGAAUGUAGACAGUGUGGGAAAGCCUUCAGAAACCAGUCAACUCUUAAGACACACAUGAGAAGUCACACAGGAGAGAAGCCGUAUGAGUGUGAUCACUGUGGGAAAGCCUUCAGCAUAGGCUCAAACCUUAAUGUUCACAGGAGAAUACACACUGGGGAGAAGCCCUAUGAAUGCUUGGCUUGUGGGAAAACCUUCAGUGAUCAUUCAUCUCUUCGGAGUCAUGUUAAAACUCACCAGGGAGAAAAACUCAGAGUGUCAUCAGUGUGGAAGAGGCUCCAAUGACACACCUUCUUUAAGAAACUGAGAGCUCAGACUGGAAGGAAACCUUGGAAGGAAACCUUGGAAGUUUCAGGAAGGCAGGAAAGCCUUUAUUAACUCAUCUUACUGAGCAAAAGGGAAUACAUGUAACUGGAAGAAAGCCAGUUUGUGCAAUGACUGAAAUGACGAGUUUUUUUUUCUCAUCUCUGAGAAUUAAUGCUGGGGAAAAAAUAUGUCUCUAUGUUGUGGAAAAGCCAUCAGUGUACAUUUAGGUCUUAACAAAUGUGACAGCUUAGGAAGAGAAACCCUAGCCUGAUACUUAAUGUUGAAAUUACUGUUGUACCACCUGGCACCUUCUGAGCUUACAAGAAAAGGAAGCACUCUAGGGAAACAUGGAAAAGUCAGUAAUGGGUCAGGAAACUACAGCCAGUUGUCUAUUUAUAUAUGGUUCUCAAGCUAAGAAUAGAUUACAUUUUUAAGGAAGAAAAAUAUGUGACAGGGCCUGUGUGGCCCACAAAGUUUAGAAUACUCAUUAUUUGUCUUUUUAUAGAAAAAAAAAAAAAGCCAAUUCCUGUUGCAGAGCCGUGGUAAUUACCAGGAAGUGGAUAUGCUCCCCAGGAGGCAUUCGGCAAUCUCUGGAGACAUUUUUGGUUGUUAAAACUGGGGAAAGCAUUACCUUCAUAUAGUUGGAAGACAUCAAGGAUAUUGCUAAAUAGAUUACAAUGCAGAGGAGCCCCCAGAACAAAGAUUUAUAUGCCCCAAAAGGUUAAUAUUGCCAAGGUUGAGAAACCUAGUCCUAGAAGAGCUCCUCGAUUUUUAUGAAACUUGAGUACUCUAGUACUCAUGGUAGACGAGUUUAUAUUUAAAGCUUCAAAAAUAUAACCAAUGUAAUUAAUUCAAGAAAUGCAAGAACCCACAUUGCAGGCAAUCCCGUGUGGAAAUAAUUUCAGCCAUAGCUCCCUCACUUUGCUUAUGAGAAUUCAUUCACAUCCCAAAGGAAUUUUCUAGUGAGUGUGAAAUUGCAUUUGAUGUAUUUCAUUGUGAAAAUAGACACUAGCUCAUAAAUAUUUAAUUUUUAAGGUUGUGCUCUAAAUUACCCUUACACACAUCAUAAUAUGUUUCUAUGUAGUAUUUUAAUUAUAAUUUCAUUCUUAAGAAUGUGUUAACUUCCUUUUGAUUGAUUUACUUGACCAAUAGACUGUCGAAUCUUAUGUACUGUGAACCAUUGAUAUUUUUAAUGUCUGAUUAUUUAUUUAAAUCAAAUGCAUUGAGAUCAGACAAUGAUGUCUUUAUCAGUUGAGUCCUUUGGGAUAUUCCAGCCAACAGUGGCAAAUAACUUUUAGUUGCUCCCCUAAUAUCUUCCAUGUCAAGAAAACUUCAUUUUUGUCAGAUUAGUAAGGUGUACAAUUUUUAAAAUCUCUUACAAGUUUCCUUACAAUUCGUCCAGUCCAUGAUCUACAACCUUUCUAUUAUCAGAUAAGCAGAUGUUACUCUACGGGCUUUGAAAAGACUCCUGGAAAAAGGGCCAUUCUUACCUGGAUUCUUCUCCACUUGUAUUUUACUUUUGUUCUUCCCCCCACUUCUCGCCUAGUAAGGAGAUCCAGUUCCUAGUGUUAAAAGAUCCAUCUUGUGACCAUGAGGAUGCACAGGCUAAGAGGGAUCCUGCAGAAAAUUCACAAAGGGGCUUCUUUAGGGUCUAUACUAGCCCUGAGUUUACUUCCAGACCUAUUACAUGAAAAAAUAAAACUGAUUAUUGGUUUAA
Pipistrellus kuhlii (Kuhl's pipistrelle) is the source of this 3913-nucleotide messenger RNA. RefSeq names its product zinc finger protein 317 (gene ZNF317). Lineage: Eukaryota; Metazoa; Chordata; Mammalia; Chiroptera; Vespertilionidae. The transcript is spliced from 8 exons. Bases 379 to 2175 code for a protein of 598 amino acids. The record is from RefSeq and is a predicted model, not a curated record. Gene Ontology annotation, biological process: regulation of cytokine production; negative regulation of transcription by RNA polymerase II; regulation of immune system process.